Molecule: messenger RNA, 941 nt
Organism: Oryza sativa Japonica Group (Japanese rice)
Lineage: Eukaryota; Viridiplantae; Streptophyta; Magnoliopsida; Poales; Poaceae
Source: RefSeq, a predicted model, not a curated record
AUAGGCAGGCGACACCGCGUGCACGACCUCCGCCUCCCCAAUCCGUCCCGUCUCCUCGCCCUCCGCCCUCGACUCCCGUCUCCUCGCCUGCCGCUGGCGCCGAUCUCCAUCCUGCUAGCAGAGGUGGCGCCGGCGUCCUUCUGCUCCCGCCGCAUUCGCUCACCGGUGAGCAUCCUAAUCCAUCCCAUCCGGCCUCGGCCUCGAAUUUCGUCUCCUCGCCCGCCGCUUGCGCCGAUCCCCAUCCUGCGAGCAGAGGUGGCGCCCGGCGUCCUCCUCCUUCCACCGCAUCGUCGCUCGCCGAAUAAGAUAAUACAUAAAGAAUGGCCGCGCACAACACAUCUAUGACAUGUGAGGGUGACUAUGAGACUGAACAGAAAAAGCAAGCCGCUGCAGAUGUCCUUUUCCACUAUUCACAGUUUAUUAUGGUUUGCAUUGGUGAGGGUGUUCGCCCAACUGAUCUGAGGUUGCAUCUUAUGAAGGAAGUUUCAGGAAUGGCCACUUCUCUAACGAAAGAGCCACAGCAAGCAGCUGCCUCUCCGGAUUCUAGUGAACCAUCUUCUUCAGGGACAACGAAAUGAGACACGAAUGAGAUCUUCUAAGCUUCUUCAAGAAGUAUGAUAGGAAAUAUUGCAAACUAGUAGGUUCACAGCUUGUGGUCUGAGAACUGUUUCUGGUGCAGUGAUAGGAAGUAUUGAUGAUGAUAUACUUGUGUUGGUGAUGCUUCUUAUGAGCACUUGAUUUGAAUAAAUUAAAUGUAAAUACUUUAGUAUGUUUGGCCCACAAUUUGUAAUGAAGGAACAUGGAUCGUGAUGUUUCUGAUAAAAUUCUUGAAGUGCCUAGCCCGCGUUCAUGUUUAGUUUUUUUUUUAUCGCAAUUGUGGUGCUAUGCUGUAAUGUAAUGAAUAAUGUGCAUAAAUGUGGAUGAUGAAUCAGAGCCGCUCC